AUGUCUAAGCCUCGUAUCGCCGAUCCAGAGGCCAUCAAGGUCUUUGGCUUGACGCAGAUCUACACCCCGCGUGACCAUCCUACAAUCGAUAUUGUCUUUGUUCACGGCCUCAACGGCCAUCCUCAUGACACUUGGACCAGCCAAACCACCGGUUGCUUCUGGCCUACCGACCUUCUCCCAGACGUGCUUGCCUCGCUGUGUCCCCGAAUUCUUACUUACGGUUACAAUGCCAACGUCACUGCCUUUACAGAUGGAACUUCGCGUGAUUCAGUCGUUAGCCAUGCUGAGACUCUUGCUUCCAGUCUCGCUGCUAAUCGAAAUCUGCGAGACUGCUCCAACCGUCCGAUAAUCUUCAUCUGCCACUCGCUGGGGGGGUUGAUUGUGAAGCGCGCCCUGAUUUACUCCCGUAGUCUCUCGAGUGAGAAGACAGAGCAUCUACGUUCGGUCUAUGUUUCCACUUUUGGCAUCCUUUUUCUCGGCACACCCCACAAUGGAUCCGAUAUUGCGAAAUGGGGUCUUUUGUUGCAAAACAUUUGCAAUGCUGUGCUUCCUAAGAAGUUCAUAGAGACAUCUCCGCAGCUUGUCAAAGCUCUGCGAGCCAACAACGAAACACUGCAGCACAUCAACAGCCUUUUCGCUGAUAUCAUAGGCCGAUUUCACAUCUACUUCUUCCACGAGACACGCUCCACUGAUGUACAUGGUACCCGCGAAGUGAUCGUGGACGAGCACUCAGCUGCGCCGUACAUGGAGGGUGUUGAGCGGGCGGGUAUCGAGGCUGACCACAGCCAUAUGUGCAAGUUUGAUGAUGACAAUGCGGCUGGUUAUGAAGUUGUGGCAGAGGCCAUUCUACGAUACUCACGUCAGGCCCCUGCUGUGAUUACAGAGCGCUGGACGGAAGAGAAGAAAUCUCGCAUCCGGGAAAAGAAGGCCAAGGCUAGGGAGAUCUAUGACGCAAAAGUGGAUGACACGGCAAAUCGAAGCAUGCCUAAUUUAAACGAAACCGGUAGGGCUUCAUACCUUCUCCCUGCACCGGAAGUAUCCGUUACGUUGAGGGACUAUGAGAUUGAGGAGCCUCCUAUUCGAUGA
Penicillium roqueforti is the source of this 1086-nucleotide messenger RNA. RefSeq names its product esterase/lipase family protein. The transcript is spliced from 3 exons. Bases 1 to 1086 code for a protein of 361 amino acids. The record is from RefSeq and is a predicted model, not a curated record. Lineage: Eukaryota; Fungi; Ascomycota; Eurotiomycetes; Eurotiales; Aspergillaceae.